AUCGCCAUGGUGUUGAUCCUCCUCAUAACUAUCCCAAUUCUCGUCCACAGCUCUGAGGCUGUCGCUCACUAUGAGAUGCUCGGGACGUGCCGGAUGAUCUGCGAUCCUUACAACCCUAACCCCAGCAGCACGUCUGUGGAGGGUAUGCAGGAUUUCAGUGCCAUCCCCCCACCGCCCUUCAUCAAAGGAUCUACAGGAGAACCUGGGCGAGCAGGGAAACCCGGGCCAAGAGGUCCUCCAGGAGAGGCCGGGCCAGCGGGUCCGAGAGGACCUCCCGGGGAGAGAGGGGAUGUGGGGAAGCUUGGUUUCCCUGCACUGAGCGGCUCAGGAGAGACCAUUACCGGCGCACUGAGCAGCACCGCCUUCAGCAACUCCAAGAUCGCCUUUUACGUGGGUCUGAAAAGUCCACACGAAGGAUACGAGGUGCUGAAGUUCGACGAUGUGGUGACAAAUUUAGGGAAUUACUACGAUCCCGGCACCGGGAAGUUUACAUGUGCCGUGUCCGGCAUCUACUUCUUCACUUACCAUGUCCUGAUGAGAGGCGGCGAUGGCACAAGCAUGUGGGCUGAUCUGUGUAAAAACGGACAGGUCCGCGCCAGUGCCAUUGCCCAGGACGCCGAUCAGAAUUAUGAUUAUGCGAGUAACAGUGUGGUUCUGCAUCUGGAUUCUGGAGACGAGAUUUAUGUGAAACUGGACGGUGGGAAAGCACAUGGCGGCAACAAUAACAAAUACAGCACUUUUUCUGGUUUCAUUUUAUACCCAGAUUAAACAGCCUAAAUUACAGCAAAUUGUAUUCCAACUAUUCAUAACAUUGUUAUUUAACAAUG
Molecule: messenger RNA, 827 nt
Organism: Callorhinchus milii (elephant shark)
Lineage: Eukaryota; Metazoa; Chordata; Chondrichthyes; Chimaeriformes; Callorhinchidae
Gene: c1ql2
Product: complement component 1, q subcomponent-like 2
Exons: 2
Coding region: 7-768 (253 amino acids)
Molecular function (GO): protein binding
Source: RefSeq, a predicted model, not a curated record